GAGAAUUAGGAGUAUUAACCUCCCUAGCGGGUAUUCCCGAGUGUAGCUCGGGGUUACCGCUUGUGGUACUAAAACUUUACCCCGAGCUACACUCGCGGUAACCCCGUGCUACUCUCAGGGAUUCCCUCCAGCACUUACCUUGUCCUGCGCUCCCCCGAUGUCCCCCCUGCAGUGUCCCCAGCCAUCUCCUCCGGCCGAUGCCGGCAUCCAUCUUCAGGGUUCCGUUCCCUGCAAGCGUUGGGACGUACGGGGCAUGGAACCGGCGGGAAAUUUAAAAAGUGACAUUGACUCAAUACACUAAAAUCUCAUAGUAUAACAUUACUGUAUCAAACCAUUUCACAUAUAU
Messenger RNA from Staurois parvus, 346 nucleotides. The record is from the annotation of a GenBank genome assembly. Lineage: Eukaryota; Metazoa; Chordata; Amphibia; Anura; Ranidae.